This is a messenger RNA of Prorocentrum cordatum, 1135 nucleotides long. Lineage: Eukaryota; Dinophyceae; Prorocentrales; Prorocentraceae. The record is from the annotation of a GenBank genome assembly.
AUGCGCGUGUCCGCAGAUAUGUACGUGGACCAAGGGAUCCUUGCGGGCAACUCAGCCACAUCCCUGAUUUGUCGCUGCUUGCUCGAUGUGUUGGUCGACGCUUCGUGCCUGUACCCCAGCAUAUCCCUCUACAGUGUUGUCGACGACAUCACUGUGGGGGCCGUGGACAAGAGGAAACACGUUAUCAACAGGGUCCUGGGGGCCACGAGGUCCAUCUGCAUUCAGUUGGAGCUCGUGGGUUUCACCAUCUCAACCAACAAAAAUAUUGUCAUGGGCUCGUCGGCCCAGGUCGUCCAGGUCAUCCGCAUGGGCCUCAGGGCCUGGGACUUCAAGGGCUUAGGGGCCACGAAGAACCUUGGGGUGGCCUUCGCUGGGGCUCGCAAGCGCUCUACCAAGGACCAGACUCGUAGGUGGCAGUCUCUCCUGCCCAGGCUCUCCAGGUUCAGAAGCCUGGCGUCGUCUUUCUCUGGCAUGCACAGGAUCCUCAAGACAGGUGGGGCCCCAACAGCGUUCUACGGCGUCAGGGUCCUGGACAUGGAGUUCGAUAAGUGGGACAUCGGGGAUGGGAUCUCGCUCCACCUCUCCUCCUUCGGCCGCCACUCCGUCGAAGCCCUCGUUGUGCAGGGCACGUAUCGCCAACUGUUGCGGCACGUGGCCAUCCCCUCCCCCGACGGUGUCCCAAAACCGCCGCUGAUCACAGUCAUCAGAGAGGAGCUCCAGAGUUUCCGGAAAGGUGGCAACCCAAAGGCCGCCAUCUUCAUCAGCGGGGUGAUCGCUGGUGGGUACCCGUGUCAGCUGCAGCUCUACAGAGAUAUAAAGGUCAUCGCUCCUCUUUGUCUGGCGUGCGGGCAGGCUGAAGGUACCCCGAAGCACAGGCUCUACGGGUGCCCUGGUUCCCACCUGGUCCGUCGUGAUCUGGACCUGGACGGUGUUGUUCGCGAAGGUGCAGGUCGGCCUGAGUGUGACCUCAUGGUUCCCAGGGUCCUGGUGCCUGACCCUGGGGCCGACUGGCCCACGUUGUCCAUGGCCAGUUCCCGCCUCUGGCACCGUCGCCCUGCCUCUGACCUGUUGGGCCCUCGUCUCUGCGUGGACGGGUCGGGCCUCGACCAGGACAACCCCCUCUCGGCCAGGGCAG